Molecule: messenger RNA, 1779 nt
Organism: Funneliformis geosporum
Lineage: Eukaryota; Fungi; Glomeromycota; Glomeromycetes; Glomerales; Glomeraceae
Source: the annotation of a GenBank genome assembly
AUGAGAGGAGAAAAAAGACAAAAUUCUAAUAAGGUUCGGCAAGAAAUGAAUAUAAGCUGGAUAUUAAAUUCUCAUGAACCAACUCCAAUCGCUUUUUUUCGUUUAACCCAUCCAACAGCACGUACACGAGCCAUUGAAAGGUAUAAGAAAUGCUUUGAUUUUGCUGUAAGUCGUAGUGAGGGUGAUAAGCUCGAUAAACUUAAAGCCGUGAAUAAUGACGAAGAAAUUUUACAAAGAGAUUGGGAGAUAUGGUUAAAAGAAAAAAAAGCUAUUCUAGCUUGUCGGGCAAAUCACGAUACUUUUCUGAACAUUCAACAAGAUUUUACAUCAACUAUGACUAAUAUUGUUGGUACAAAAAAAAGUGACGAUAAUAUGGAGAAUGAUUUUGAUAUUGAAGAACACCUCCAGGAACUACAUGAAGAUGAUGCUACAAAUGAAGGUGAUUACAUAGAUGAAGAAAAUAUUAGUAUAGAACUUAAUAGUGAUGCAGAUAAUGACCUCGAUAUGGUAGAAAACAAUAACAAUUAUUCGGAAUCUAAUCGAAAGAUUAGUGAUGAUAAAGAUUUUGAUGAUUCCAUGACACCAGAUUAUGCGGACACUUUUGUAGAAAGAUUUGAAUGCCAACCAUCUUUGGGACAUAUUAGACGUUGGAUCUUACCCAGCGGAACAGAUGUUUCAGAAAUAUUGGAGGAAUACGUGAAAACGAUUCCAGAAACCCAAAAAUGCCUGAACCCUGUUUAUUGGGGCAUUCUAGACCUCACUGGCAAUCAUCCUGAGACUAAGUCUUUAUUUUCGGAAAAAGACUGGUCAGAUAUGGUUAAAAACUUUGAAGAAGAAGUUAAACUGUCAAAAACAACUGUUUCAGAUGCCGUGUGUCAUUUUUUUGACGAAAUUUAUGAGAUUGUUAAGAAACAUAGAGAUCCCGUAAUGGAAAUCGAUAAGUUCUUUCCAGAAAAUAUCGAAGAGAGGUAUAAUAUUAAAUUAAGCAUGGAAGAAAAAAAGCAUAUUACUUCCCUGAAGCAUGUCAUUAUCUCAUACAUUAAAAACCUUGAAAAGAUGGAAUUACCAAUUUCGGAACAAGAUUUUGACAGCUCUUUUUCCAACUUGCUUAUGAAAAAUUUUCUUGAUCAAAAUGAAGUUAAAAUUGAUGUCGGAGAAAUAUGUUGUUGGGCAUCUUCACAACGUCGAAACAAAGGUCGUUCAGUAGUUCUACGUGCCAGGAUAGGCCAAAAAUGUGACUUUAAAGCAACAUUAAAACAUAGUAUUGACAAAUUAGAAGCCUUAGUUGGCCUUCGGAGUGGUGGGCUUCCAGAGACCUAUCGUAAAAAGGUUAUUGAAGAUAAUAUUGAUCUGGCUGUUACUAUGAGAGAUAUUUUGUAUAUGUUUUUUAUUUCAAAUGAAAAGACUCCAGAUGAUAUGUUACAUAAAACAUUUGUACUUGGGACUCAAUCUUGGGGGUGGAACCACGAUAUUUAUGGUAUGGAUUGCAAGGCAACGAAUAUCUGCAGAUUAGGGAGAUUACACAGAACCAAAAUGCCAAGCACUUCUAGGACAGUUGCUUGUUUAGAAAACUUUUAUUUCGCUAUGUUGAGUGUGAAGAAUACUCUUAAAGAUAUUUGUGAACAUGCUAAUGAUAACGUUGCACUGGCCCAAGCUCGAGCACAUCGUUAUUUAAAAAGAAAAAUCGGUGAAGAAUCUGAAGUUGGAGGCUGUUUCGGAAUUAUUAAAUCAUCACCAAAGAAGAUUCAGACUAAAAGUAACCUAACGCAUUUAAUUUGA